CUCGCGGGCUCCCUGACCUCUGGGACAGCUGCCCUGGCCACCUGCGGCUCUGCCCAUGGCCUUCGCCGAGCUCCUGGAGCGAGCAGGGGGAGUGGGCCUCUUCCAGGCCCUGCAAGUUCUCACUCUCCUCCUUCCCUCCAUCUUGGUGCCCUCGCAAAUGCUCAUAGAGAACUUCCUGGCCGCCAUCCCGGGCCACCGCUGCUGGGUCCGCAUGCUGGACAAUAGCUCCGAGGCCCCCGCAAACCUCAGCUCUAAGGACCUCCUGACCGUCUCCAUCCCACCAGGUCUCAACCGCGAGCCACACCAGUGUCGCCGCUUCCGCCAACCACAGUGGCAGCUCCUGGACCCCAACGCCACGGCCACCAACUGGAGCGAGGUUGCCACGGAGCCGUGCGUGGACGGCUGGGUCUAUGACCGCAGCACCUUCACCUCCACCAUCGUGUCGGAAUGGGACCUAGUAUGUGACAACCAGGGCCUGAAGCCCAUGGGCCAGUCCAUCUACAUGGCUGGGGUCCUGCUGGGGUCCGUCUCUUGGGGCUUCCUCUCUGACCGGUUCGGGCGGAAGCCGGUGCUGAGUUGGUGCUGCCUGCAGGUGGCUUUGGCCAACACUGGCACCAUCUUCGCUUCCAAUUUCCUCAUCUACUGUGGCCUCCGGUUCCUGAGCGCUUUUGGAGCAGCCGGCAUCAUCAUGAUCCCGGCGACGCUCAUGGUGGAGUGGACCACAACCCGCAGGAGGGCCGUCACCGUAACAGUGCUGGGAUGCUCCUAUAGCCUGGGCCAGAUGGCCCUGGGGGCCUUGGCCUUCACCCUGCGGGACUGGCGGGCUCUCCAGACAGCCGUAUCGAUGCCCUUCUUUGCCAUCUUCCUGAUCUCCUGGUGGCUGCCGGAGUCUGCCCGCUGGCUGAUUAUCACGGGCAAACCAGAACAAGCACUCCAGGAGCUCAGAAAAGUGGCCAGGAUAAACGGCCACAAGGAAGCCACCAAGUCACUGACCGUCGAGGUGCUCGCGGCCAGCAUGGAGGAGGAGCUGGCUUCUGUGAAGGCCCGCAGGUCGGUGCUGGACCUGUUUCUCGUGCCCACGCUCCGCUGGAGAAGCUGCAGUAUGUUCCUGGUGAGGAGUGCUUGGUGCCCGGAAUGUGGAGAGGGCCAUUCUUUCAAAACCUUCAAGGCUUCCUCGGCGCUCCCAGGAGCCCCUCUGUAUCCUUUGUUAUUCAGAUCACAGGCUGGGAAGCUGCUAACCUGUUUCUCCCAAAUGAUCUCCUACUACGGGCUGGUCCUCGACCUGCAAAACCUGGGGAGUGACAUCUUCCUCCUCCAGGUCCUCUUUGGAGCUGUGGACUUACUGGGCCGGGCCACCACCACUUUCCUGCUCAGCUUCCUGGGUCACCGCAUGACGCUGGCCAGCUUCCAGGCCAUGGCUGGCCUCUCCAUCCUGGCCAACAUCUUCGUCCCACAAGAUUUGCAGACCGUGCGCGUGGUCUUCGCCGUGCUGGGAAAGGGAUGCUUUGGCAUAAGCUUAACCUCCAUCAAUGUCUACAAGCCCGAGCUCUACCCAACUACACUGCGUAAAGCCUCCUUCUUGAAAGUGGCAGCGGUGACGAAGGUCUGGGCCCUCCUCUCCACCCACAGGAUGACAGCAGACGGCUUCCUGCAGUCGGUAGGUCGUCUAGGGGCUGUGAUGGGCCCCCUAGUCAGGAUGACUCGCCAGGCCGUGCCCCUGCUGGCCCCCGUCUCCUACGGUGUCAUCCCCAUCGUGUCCAGCCUCGUCCUCCUGUUUUUCCUCCCGGAGACCCGGGGACUCCCACUUCCUGAUACCAUCCAGGACCUGGAGAACCAGAAAUCGGCAGCAGCCAAGGGCAAGCGGCAAGAGGUGGUCAUUACAGAGAGUACCUGGUUCUAGAAAUUCUGCCUGCAUGGAGCCCCUUUGGCUGAAGAUCCCCAUGAAGGGAAUUACCUCUUCUCCAGUGGAGGAAGGAGGCAAUUUGGAGAAACCCGAGGGCCUGGCAUGGCCGGGGUCGGGCGGCCGGGCUGAGAGGCAGCAUUGAGGCUGAGGGCUGCUUUCCCACUCACUUCUGUCCCCCACCUCCCCACCCAACCUCAGCUCUGCAGAGUCCGGCCCGUUCAUAAGAUGGGUUCUGCCUCCUCCCCGCCAGGAUCCCAUCUUCACACCUUCACUCAAAACUCCAGACUCGCUUCACUGAACUGGAAGGAAGCUGCAGAUUUCUCACCUCCGGGCUCCCAGAGGGGAUCCUAGGACACAAACGGAAAGAUCUGGACAGACCUGAGUCCCAGCCCCUCCCCCACCAUCUGCAGAGUCCUCAUCUGUAAAAUGGAAAUAAUCACAGAACUACUGGGCUGGUGUGUGUGUGUGUGUGUGUGUGUGUGUGUGUGUGUGACAGGAUUAACAGAUCUUAGCACAGACCACAGUCCAACACGUAGAACCUGCUGCCUUUGCAGCUCUUGGGAACAGCGGGAACUACCAGGGGCCAUGAGAGGCAUUACAAAGCCUGCAGAGUGACCGCUGGUUCCUGAGGGAGGAUGUGACUGGUGUAUCUGAGGAAUCCCACCCAUUGACAGGGGACUGAGGUCCCCUCCUCAGGAAUAACAGGAAUGGCCCCUGGGUGCCUGAUGAGAAGUGCUGUUGGCUAUGGGACCAUAUCUACAGGAGCAGGUGGGGCAGGAGUGGGGUUCAGCCAUUCGAGACCCUCCUGGUUUCCCUUACAUGUCAAGGGAACACAUCACACUGGGUCUUCAUUUGUGGUCUUACAUCACAGGGACACCCAUGGUGUCUAACUCAAGGGGUCACCUUUGCCUAAUUCACACAAAAACCUUCCUCCCUGUGCUGGUAGCAGCCCCUGUUGAUAGAACUGGGGGAUCAUGGAGGCUGACCACCUACUUUACAGGUAAGAAAAGUAAAGCUCAAAGAGGUGGAGGGAUACGCUUGGAGUCACAUGGCUGAGCCCUGGCCAGGUGGUCCUUCCCACACACCAGGCUCCUCACCUUCACCUCCAGCCCUGCGCCCCCCCCAGGCCUGACACCCACAUCUGUGUCACAGAGUUACUCCCACAACCUUCCCUGAAGAGCCAGACCCUCUAGACACCUGCCCACUCUCCUUGGAUGACUCAGAAGCCUCAAGCCGCAGGCUUCCCAUCCCAUGCACCCCCAUUUCCCUCCAUCAAAUCCAAUGCAUGGCAGGCUGAUCAAACACAAUUCAAAUAAAAUCCCCUAUCUGCUUAACACCCUCUGGGGGUUCAUGAUAAAGACCACACCUUCCCCCACCAACAGGCUUCCAUGGGUCUCUAGCCUUGCUUCUCAUGUAGUAAAGGUUUUUAAAAAUUCAA
Neogale vison (American mink) is the source of this 3341-nucleotide messenger RNA. RefSeq names its product solute carrier family 22 member 11 (gene SLC22A11). Gene Ontology annotation, molecular function: transmembrane transporter activity. The transcript has 11 exons. The record is from RefSeq and is a predicted model, not a curated record. Gene Ontology annotation, biological process: transmembrane transport. Gene Ontology annotation, cellular component: membrane. Bases 56 to 1900 code for a protein of 614 amino acids. NCBI's taxonomy places the organism in Eukaryota, Metazoa, Chordata, Mammalia, Carnivora, Mustelidae.